CUUCCUACAACACGCGUGCGAAAUCAGAAAAUGGCGGUGAAACACAAGUGGAGAUGGAUAUCGAUAUGAGAAAUUUUAGCUGUAUUACUGGGUAUAUUGUGCAAAUUUAUAUAGUUUAGUCACAACAACAACAUUGAUCGCGUGUUUUACAAAAUGCACUAACUGACACGUUUCAUUAGCGGCAGCUGAACCAUCGUUAAAAUUCGAGGAUCGAGCGACCACGUUUUUCGAUAGGAAAUAUGGGGACGGCCACAGGCUGGUUGGAGUUGGAGGAUGGGACACGGUUUGCGGGUCAGGUGUUUGGGGCACAUACUAGUGUUCCUGGAGAAAUAGUUUUUCAGACAGGAAUGGUUGGAUAUCCCGAGUCCUUGACUGACCCCUCGUACAGGAAGCAGAUUUUGAUCCUGACGUAUCCUCUGAUAGGGAAUUAUGGGAUACCUGCAGUUGAGAAGGAUGAGUUUGGACUCAUCGAGUGGUUUGAGUCGACAGAGAUCCAUGCUGCUGGACUCAUUGUGGGGGAUGUCACAGAGAAGUACAGCCAUUGGAGUGCCAUCAAGUCCCUUUCAAAAUGGCUUAGUGAAUUCAACAUCCCCGGACUGUAUGGUCUGGACACACGAGCACUGACUAAAAAGAUUCGUGAGAAGGGGACAAUGAUUGGAAAGAUCGUCAUUGAGGGAACAGAAAGCUCCAGUAUUCCUUUGUUGGACCCAAAUACAAUAAACCUGGUAGCUGAAGUCUCUUUGAAGAAAGCCGUGGUAUACAAUCCAACAGGAGAGCUGACCAUAUUAGCUGUGGACUGUGGGAUCAAAUUCAACCAAAUCAGAUGUCUUUGUCAGAGAGGAGCAAGGGUCAAAGUUGUACCCUGGGAUCAUGACAUAUCUAGUGAAAAAUAUGAUGGGCUAUUCAUCAGUAAUGGACCAGGGGACCCCCAAAUGUGCAAGACCACUGUAGCCAAUCUGAGGAGGGUGGUGAAUGAGGCUAAUUGCAAGCCUGUCUUUGGAAUCUGUCUAGGGCAUCAACUUCUCUCCAUUGCCAUAGGGGCCAAAACUUACAAAAUGAAGUAUGGGAACAGGGGCCAUAACUUGCCAUGUACAUAUGACGACACCAUUAGAUGUUACAUCACAACACAAAACCAUGGAUUUGCUGUAGAUGCCAGUACUCUCCCUGAGGGUUGGAGCAGCCUAUUCACUAAUGCCAACGACAAAACCAACGAAGGAAUUGUACAUGACACUAAACCGUUCUUCAGUACUCAGUUUCAUCCAGAACAUAUGGGAGGACCUCGGGACUUGGAGUGUCUAUUUGACGUUUUCUUAAAUCAAGUUAUUCUCCACAAAAGAGGACAGUCCAGUCCUACAGUUAAAGAAAAGCUGUACAUGACAUUGCAGACCCCAGUCCAUGUACCCCCAGUUUCAACUGUACGACCCAGGAAGGUGCUGGUGCUGGGGUCGGGGGGUCUGUCUAUAGGGCAGGCGGGGGAGUUUGAUUACUCGGGGUCUCAGGCAGUGAAAGCUCUGAAGGAGGAGAGCAUACAAACCAUUCUCAUCAAUCCAAACAUUGCCACCGUGCAGACGUCUAAAGGGCUGGCGGACAAAGUCUACUUCCUGCCUAUCACCAUCGAGUAUGUCACACAGGUGAUCAAAAAUGAGCGUCCGGAUGGAAUCCUUCUGACGUUUGGGGGCCAGACAGCCCUGAACUGUGGGGUACAGCUAACAAAGACGGGGGUGCUGGAGAAGUAUGCCGUGAAAGUCCUGGGCACUCAGGUGGCAUCUAUAGAGUGGACAGAGGACCGCGAGGUGUUCUCCAGCAAGAUGGCAGAGAUUGGGGAGUCGGUGGCACCCAGUGAAGCUGCUUACACGGUAGAUCAGGUUGUGCAAGCAGCAGAACGACUAGGAUACCCAGUCUUGGUGAGGGCAGCGUUUGCCUUGGGAGGACUUGGAUCUGGGUUUGCCAACAACAAAGAACAGCUUCUGACACUGGCAUCAGCAGCUUUUGCUCACACGAGUCAGGUCCUGGUAGACAAAUCACUGAAGGGCUGGAAGGAAGUGGAGUAUGAAGUGGUUCGGGAUGCCUAUGAUAACUGCAUUACAGUAUGUAAUAUGGAGAAUGUAGACCCCCUGGGUAUCCACACCGGCGAGUCCAUUGUGGUGGCUCCAAGUCAGACUCUGACCAAUAUGGAGUACAACAUGCUGAGGACGACCGCUAUCAAGGUCAUUCGACACCUGGGGGUGGUGGGGGAGUGCAAUAUACAGUAUGCACUCAACCCAGAAUCCAAGCAGUACUACAUCAUUGAGGUGAAUGCCCGUUUGUCUAGAAGCUCUGCCCUGGCUAGUAAGGCCACAGGAUAUCCUUUAGCCUAUGUAGCUGCUAAGCUGUCCCUGGGGAUUCCCCUCCCCAAGCUGAGGAACUCGGUCACCAACACCAAAGAAAAUUCCACAACGGCCUGCUUUGAACCAAGCCUUGAUUACUGUGUAGUGAAAAUUCCAAGAUGGGAUUUAAAGAAGUUUUCUCGUGUUUCCACUAAAAUUGGUAGUUCCAUGAAAAGUGUAGGGGAGGUGAUGGCCAUUGGUCGACGUUUUGAGGAGGCCUUCCAGAAGGCUCUCAGAAUGAUGGAUCCGAGUGUCUUGGGAUUUGAUCCAUACAUCAGAGAAGUAUCAGAUGUGGAAUUGCGGGAGCCAACAGAUGAGCGGAUAUUCGUUUUGGCAGGUGCCCUGAAGCAGGGGUAUGAUGUGGACAAGUUGUAUGAACUGACUAAGAUCGACAGAUGGUUCUUGCACAAGUUCAAAAAUAUUACGGAUUGCGUGUCGGACCUGGAGCAGUACAAAAACAGGUUGGGUAGCAUUCCAAAGGAGGUUGUUGUUGAAGCAAAGAAGCUUGGGUUUUGUGAUGAAGAAAUAGCUAAAGCAGUUGAGAGCACAGAAAUGAUGGUGCGUAAGAAGCGUGAACAUUUUAAGAUUCACCCCUGUGUAAAGCAGAUUGACACUGUGGCUGCGGAGUGGCCGGCUCAGACGAACUACCUCUACUUGACAUACAAUGGAUGUGAGAAUGACAUUUCAUUCCCAGGAGGCUACAUCAUGGUAAUCGGGUCUGGGGUGUACAGAAUCGGCAGUAGUGUCGAGUUCGAUUGGUGUGCUGUCAACUGUAUCAGGAGUCUCAGAGAAAUGGGACACAAGACUAUAAUGGUGAACUACAACCCGGAGACGGUUAGCACUGACUAUGAUAUGUGUGAUCGACUGUACUUUGAUGAAAUCUCAUUCGAGACUGUGAUGGACAUUUAUAACUUGGAAAAUCCUGAGGGAAUCAUUUUGUCUGUGGGAGGACAACUCCCUAACAACAUCGCCAUGCCACUACACAGACAGCAGGCUUGUAUCUUAGGUACUUCUCCAGAAAGCAUUGACAAUGCUGAGAAUCGGUUCAAAUUUUCCCGUAUGUUGGACAACAUGGGGAUCCAUCAGCCCUUGUGGAAAGAACUCUCAACAUUGGAGGCAGCGAAAGACUUCUGCAAAGAGGUGGGGUACCCCUGCCUUGUACGUCCUUCGUAUGUAUUGAGUGGGGCAGCCAUGAAUGUGGCUCACUCGGACAAGGAUCUGGAGGAAUUCCUGUCUCAGGCCAGUGCUGUGUCCAAGGAACACCCAGUCGUCAUAUCCAAGUUCAUUCUGGAGGCCAAGGAGAUAGAUGUGGAUGCAGUUGCAGCAGAUGGGGAAGUGAUUUGUAUGGCGGUGUCGGAGCAUGUGGAGAAUGCUGGGGUCCACUCUGGUGAUGCUACCCUGGUGACACCGCCGCAGGACCUGAACGAGGAAACCCUGGCCAAGAUCAGAGUUAUCUGCUGUGCCAUUGGUCGGGGUCUAGAAGUGACAGGACCAUUCAAUCUACAACUUAUUGCUAAGGAUAACCAGUUGAAGGUCAUUGAGUGCAAUGUUCGGGUUUCUAGGUCUUUCCCAUUUGUCUCGAAAACUUUGGACCAUGACUUUAUAGCUACAGCCACUAGGGUAAUCAUGGGAGAAGUGGUUGAACCAAUCAGUGUGUUGUAUGGCUGUGGAAGGGUUGGAGUCAAGGUUCCAGUGUUUUCAUUCUCUCGGUUACACGGGGCAGACGUGUUGCUCGGUGUAGAGAUGUCCAGCACGGGUGAAGUAGCCUGCUUUGGAGAAAACCGAUACGAAGCUUACCUCAAAGCCAUCAUAAGCACUGGAUUUAGAAUUCCCAAAAAGAACAUCCUUCUGUCCAUUGGAAGCUUCAAGGACAAGAAAGAGUUGCUGACCUCUGUCCGAAGUCUACAGAACAUGGGGUACAACUUGUAUGCCAGCAUGGGUACCGCAGACUUCUACAAUGAACACGGCUUGAGGGUGAAUCCUGUGGACUGGCCAUACGAGGAUACAGGGGACCAUAAGAAAAAUGGCGGGGAGCAGAGAACAAUAGCAGACUACCUGUCAGACAAUAUGUUUGACCUGGUUAUUAAUCUUCCCCUGAGGAACUCUGGCUGUUAUCGAGCCUCUUCCUUCGUUACUCAGGGUUACAAGACUCGCAGGAUGGCUGUGGACUACUCUGUUCCGCUUAUCACCGACAUAAAAUGCUCCAAGCUACUUAUUGAGUCAAUGAGACGGCUUAGUGGACUGGCCCCUCCCAUGAAGACUCACCUGGACUGUAUAUCCUCACAUAGAGUGGUCAGGCUCCCAGGAUUGAUUGAUGUCCAUGUCCAUGUGAGGGAACCGGGAGCCACUCACAAGGAGGACUGGUCAAGUGCCACCUCCGCAGCCCUGGCUGGUGGUAUCACGAUGAUCCUGGCUAUGCCAAACACCAGCCCACCCACAGUGGAUGAGGCGGCCCUUACUCUGACACAGAAGCUGGCAAGACUAGGAGCUCGGUGUGAUUAUGGGAUAUUUCUGGGUGCUAGCAGUGAUAACUACACCACACUCCCUCAGAUGUCAUCCAAAGCGUGUGCUCUGAAGAUGUAUUUGAACGAGACGUUCACAACUCUGAAAUUAGAUGACUUGUCAGUCUGGAUGAAGCAUUUUGAGCAUUGGCCUAAGCACAUGCUUAUCUGUGCCCAUGCUGAGGGAAUUCACACUGCCGCCAUUAUUCUGCUGUCGGAACUCUACAAAAGAUCGGUCCACAUCUGUCAUGUUGCUCGGAAAGAAGAGAUCUUGGUGAUAAAAGCUGCUAAAGAGAGGGGCUUACCUGUAACAUGUGAGGCAGCUCCCCACCACUUAUUUUUGACCUCUGAUGACCUUGAGAGGAUAGGUCAGACCAAGGGUCAGGUCAAACCAUGCUUGGUAACCAUGGAGGACCAAGAGGCUUUAUGGGACAAUAUGGACAUCAUUGACUGCUUUGCCACAGACCAUGCCCCUCAUGCUGUGGAAGAAAAGAACAGCUCUAAACCUCCACCAGGUUUUCCAGGUCUGGAGACCAUGCUGCCACUCCUGCUGACUGCUGUUUAUAAUGGCAGAUUGACUAUUGAGGAUCUGGUUGCCAAGCUUCACACAAAUCCCAAGAAGAUCUUUAAUCUGCCCGAUCAGCCUGACACAUACAUAGAAGUGGAUAUGGAACACCAUUGGACCAUUCCUGAUCACAUGAACUUUUCUAAAUCAAGAUGGACUCCAUUUGCUGGUAUGAAGGUGGUUGGCAAAGUCAUGAGAACAGUUUUAAGAGGAGAAGUGGCCUACAUUGAAAAUGAGAUCUUGGUUCCUAAAGGCUUUGGGUCAGACAUAAAAAGUUACAUCCUACAAAGUUCUGCUCCGAUUGGCUCCGGGGACCAGUUACAGGUCCAGAUACCUCCAAUAUCUUACAGUACAACCUCCCAGCCGUCAUCUGAACCAACAAGUCCACGGAAGGGAACCCUUUCUCUUCUCUCCGACAGGUCAAGGCCACGCAUGAUGGACCAGAGCUAUGCUGCUCAUGAACCAUCUGAUGCUGCUAAAGCAGAGCAGGAGUCCAGGGAUCGUGACUUGUCUGCAGGCGAAGGUAGUCGUAGGGACCAAAUUUUCCUUCCUUCUGCCCCACAUGGAAUACCCCAGCCUCCAGGACUGGCCUAUUACACUCAGGGGGUCACAGGUCAUCAUAUUUUGUCAGUGAAGAGCUUUACCAAGGACCAGUUACAUACCUUGUUUAACUUGGCCCACCAGUUUAGGAUAGCAGUCUUGAGAGACAGACCACUUGAUUACAUCCUCAAGGGUAGGGUGAUGGCAUCUAUGUUCUUUGAGGUCAGUACUCGGACCAGCUGUUCCUUUUCUGCUGCCAUGCAGAGACUUGGUGGCAGUGUGAUCAGUUUGGAGGCCUCCACAUCGUCCCUACAGAAAGGGGAGUCGCUUGUCGAUUCCGUGAUGAUGAUGUCUGGAUAUUCCGAUGUGAUCGUUAUUCGACACCCAACCCCUGGUGUUAUGACGGAGGCAGCAAAGUUGUGCAGGAAGCCUGUUAUAAAUGCUGGGGAUGGGGUGGGGGAACACCCAACUCAGGCUUUGCUGGAUGUGUUCACCAUCCGGGAGGAAAUAGGAACUGUCAAUGGACUGACUAUUACUAUGGUGGGAGAUCUGAAGAAUGGUCGGACUGUCCACUCCUUAGCUCGACUUUUGACCCAGUACAGGGUCAAUCUGUGCUAUGUCUCUCCAGAAUCAUUAAAAAUGCCCGAGGACAUAAAAAAAGACAUAGCCGCCAGAGGUGUCUCUCAGGGGGAGUCGACUGCAUUAGAAGAUUUCUUGCCUGACACGGAUGUUCUGUAUAUGACACGCAUACAGAAAGAAAGAUUUAGCAGUGAAGAUGAGUAUCGCAAGGUGUGUGGCCAGUACACCAUUACUCCGGAGACGAUGAGGAAGGCCAAGAAAAAGAUGGUGGUCAUGCACCCUCUCCCAAGGGUCAAUGAAAUCCAUUCCGAGUUAGAUUCUGACCCUCGGGCAGCCUAUUUCAGACAGGCAGAGAAUGGAAUGUUUGUUAGAAUGGCUCUGUUGGCCAUAGUCCUUGGGAAAUGCUAGUGAGAUUAUGUAGGAAAAUAAAGACUUGAUCGUAGAGAUAUAAGGUUGUGAUAGGAAACAAAUAUUUUUCUUUUUUUUUUGACGAGAAAGAUUUUUUUAAUAUUUCAAAUGCUCUAUGUGUGGUGCCAAGUCUUAUAUAGUGUCGAGAGAUUUUAUGGAGGAGAGGAAAUUUUAUUUUUUUCAUUUGAAGGAUCAGUUGUGAUGAAUUGCAUACCUCAUCUGUGGUGAUUUUGACUAAUUCUUUUAAGUGGGCCAACUAUAUUUCUUGCAAGCCACAUUCCAGGCCUUUGCAGUUAGUCUUGUAUGACACAUUAAAUGUACUCUUUUGAUGAACAUAGAAUGCAAUCAAUAUUGUUAUAUGAAGAUAAUACCCAAGUUAAAAAGGAUUGAAAGAAUUUUCAGAUGUUUCAAGAGAGAAAUAAUCAUUGAAAUCCUUUCUUUAGAUGUAAAUUGAAGACGGGCUAGAUUUUUUGAAAUUAAUAUAUACAGAGAAUACAAAUGUUUAUUGUACAGUAACAAUGUCUGAAUUGAAAGUACUUUUCAGUAGACAAUUUCUCUUUUCAGUAGACAGUUUCUCUUCAGUAAGAGGAAAAGGUUUUGAGCAUUAUGUACCAAGUAAACUAUUGAGAUUUUCUCCCCGUCUGUUUCUUGGGGAAAUUCCUUAAUGAUGUGAAACAACAUAAGACGUGAGUCCCUGGAUGGUCUGACUAAAUACAGAGAGUAAAAAAUUGGGUCAGUUUAACAGGAGCAAAAUAUCUAAUGCGUGAAGCCUGCAGAAGAGUGAAAAUAUGAAGUUCUGACACACGAAAUCCCAGCCCUGUGUAUGCAUGUUAUAAAUGAGUUUUAUAAGAAGCUACUCUUGGUUAAUAAAUCUCAAGUUCUGAGACCAAUUGUACAAAUGUGUCGUAAAGUCUGUCGAAUGUUCUCAAAUUCAGCCAGGAGGGCACUUCUGUAUUUAGCACUAAUUAAUGAUAUAUCAAUAAUUUUUUAACAAUUGUCACAAGACAUGUAGGGAAGGGUUAUUUCAGGGGAAAGAAAUGUUUUUGGACAUGUUGAUUUACGGUCAGUAAUAUGAUUUGGGAAUUACUGCUCGGGGAUUGGAAUGCUGCAGUUACUGGAGCAGCAUUGGUGCUAGUACUCCAGGCAGGUUAUAGGGAGGCCUCAGGUUUAAUUCCUUGUUCAGCCAUCUUUCUUGAUGGGAUGUUAUUCCCCAGUGUUCUUGAAUUACAGAACUUGUGUUCCAAUGGUUUAAACUAAAGGUUGUUUGAACAAUGCUGCUUUAUGUGGAUGAUUUUUUCGUAUGUUUUUAAGAGUUAAGAGAUUUUGCUAUGGCUUUAAAUGCAUUCACUUUUGCCGUUGUAAAUGUGUAUCGUGGUUCUUCUAGUCUGAAGAUCAAGUACAAUGACAGUAUGAUAAGUACAAUGACAGUAUGAUAAGUACACUGACGGUAUGAUAAGUACAAUGACGGUAUGAUAAGUACACUGACGGUAUGAUAAGUACACUGACGGUAUGAUAAGUACAAUGACGGUAUGAUAAGUACAAUGACAGUAUGAUAAGGUACUACGUGUAGUAAUCUAACAUUUGUGAGGAUGUUUGUUCGCUGUAUUUGAUUUUAUAGUGGGCUGCUAACCUUUCUUGGGUUGUAAAAUUGGUCAUUAAAGGUUUUGUGCCAUAUUGGGGACUUAAAUCAACCCCUAAGUUGCAUGUUAUGAUGUACCAUGUAUAAGUUUAACAUUUAAUCAAGAAUCUCGAAUGUCACUUGCAUAAUCUAUAUGUCAUUAUAUACAUGUAUUAUCAAAACUUUGAUCUCAUUACAAUGCUGGGUCAGCUGUGUUCUUUGAAUAAAAGUCUAUGUAGCUAC
Molecule: messenger RNA, 8820 nt
Organism: Ostrea edulis (European flat oyster)
Lineage: Eukaryota; Metazoa; Mollusca; Bivalvia; Ostreida; Ostreidae
Product: CAD protein-like
Exons: 44
Coding region: 240-6959 (2239 amino acids)
Biological process (GO): UTP biosynthetic process; L-citrulline biosynthetic process; L-glutamine metabolic process
Cellular component (GO): cytosol; cytoplasm
Molecular function (GO): metal ion binding; aspartate carbamoyltransferase activity; ATP binding
Source: RefSeq, a predicted model, not a curated record